Limanda limanda (common dab) is the source of this 2262-nucleotide messenger RNA. It is a transcript of the gene kctd9b, whose product is annotated as potassium channel tetramerization domain containing 9b. Gene Ontology annotation, biological process: protein homooligomerization. Lineage: Eukaryota; Metazoa; Chordata; Actinopteri; Pleuronectiformes; Pleuronectidae. The transcript has 12 exons. Gene Ontology annotation, molecular function: protein binding. Bases 42 to 1181 code for a protein of 379 amino acids. The record is from RefSeq and is a predicted model, not a curated record.
CCGUGUUGUGUGUCCGGUAGAACCGUGACCGUCCCGGGACCAUGAGGCGCGUCACCCUGUUCGUUACCGGAAGCUCCGCCGGCGGGAAGGUGCUUCCGGUGUUCGGGUCCCUGGAGGAGCUCCUGACCGCGGCCAGCGCCAAGCUGCGGGUCCGAGCUUCCGGUCUGUAUAACGGCAGCGGGGGGCUCAUCGAUGACGUCACUCUCAUCAGAGAUGAUGACGUGUUGUACGUAUCAGAGGCAGAUUCAUCUGAAGAUCCUCAGGAUGAACGUUCUGAUUGGCUCACGCUGAAUGUGGGCGGGCGCUGCUUCACCACCACCAGGAGCACACUGGUCAGGAAGGAGCCGGAGAGCAUGUUGGCUCACAUGUUCAGAGAGAAAGACGGCUGGGGGAACAGGAAGGACCACCAGGGGGCGUACCUGAUCGACCGCAGCCCGGACUACUUUGAGCCCAUCCUGAAUUAUCUGAGACAUGGACAGCUCAUCCUCAACGACGGGAUCAACCCACUGGGCGUCCUGGAAGAGGCUCGUUUCUUUGGUAUUGAGCCGCUCGCCGAGCAGCUGGAGACGCUCAUCAAGUCCUUGCAGCCGCCGGACGAUCACUCACCUCUGACCCGCAAAGAGUUCAUUCGAUUCCUGUUGGGCACGACCACCAAGUCUGAGCUGCGGUGUCAGGGUCUGAACUUCAACGGUGCAGAUCUGUCUCGUCUGGAUCUGCGCUGCAUCAACUUCAAGAUGGCCAACCUCAGCGGAGCCAACCUGACGCACGCCAACCUGAGCGGCGCCAACCUGGAGCGGGCGGACCUGUCCAUGGCGUGUCUCGACGGAGCUAACCUGCAGGGAGUGAAGAUGCUCUGCACCAACGCUGAGGGAGCGUCACUGAGAAGUUGUAACUUUGAGGAUCCAGCUGGAAUCAAAGCUAAUCUGGAAGGAGCUAACCUGAAGGGUGUGGACAUGGAGGGAAGUCAGAUGACUGGGAUCAACCUGAGAGUCGCUACACUGAAAAACGCCAAACUGAAGAACUGCAACCUGAGAGGAGCCACACUGGCAGGGACGGACCUGGAGAACUGUGACCUGUCGGGAUGUGACCUCCAGGAGGCGAACCUGAGAGGCUCCAACGUGAAGGGCGCCAUCUUUGAGGAGAUGCUCACGCCGCUGCACAUGUCUCAGAGCGUCCGCUGAAGCUCCGCCCCCUUCCACAGUCCGCGUGAACGCUUCACAUCCCAACACACGCCCCCCACAGCCAUGGAGCCAUUUGAACUAGUGAAUGUUUCAUGGUAAAGACACGUUGUUCAUAGACUAUUUCAUUUUCACGACCAGUGAAAACCAAACUUUGUAUUUUGCUCUGAACCAAACAAACAAGUUUUAACAUGAAUUUCACAGCUUAGAUUUUCUACACAUUUUGAGAAGCGGAGGUUUUUAAUAUUGUCAUUUAUCUUUACUGGAUUUUUUUAUUUAGCAGCAGUUUUGUUACAUGGAGCUUUUGAAUGUAGUUUCUAAAAGUAAAUGUGUUCAACUCAUUUCUGAUAAAUCUUCAGCCUUGAAAACACUUUGAAGUUGGUUUGUAAAUAUUUAAAUUCAAUAUAAUGAUGGAACUCAGUUGUCUGAUGGAUCCAGUGUCAGCAGCACCGAGGACGGGAUCUGUUACAGAGGACGAAAGUGUCUCAUUCGUCCUCUGCUCUGCUCACUUGCCUUCUUCUUCGUCCUCUCCCCAGAAAACCUACUUUUAUGUUGGUUCCUUCAUUCUGAUUUGGUUUUGGUCUGAAUGGUUCAGAGUUCAGGUCGUGAACUGGAUCGUAACCUGGUCCAUGUUUGAAAACAGAUGUGAACCAGGCUCAUUGAGACCGAGAAAUUAAUCUUAUACAAAAUAUUCUGUAACUGCAGCUUCAUCAUUUUACCUCUGACAGUUAAUAACAGAUGAAGCACGUUUGUCUUCAUCAUUUUGUGAUGAAAUGAAAGUUAAAAAAGCCUUGUACACUUCAAUUCAUCAACGUUGUGCACAUCUAUAUAUAGUAUAGUAUGUAAACCUCUGUGAAGAGUUGUACGUAUUUGUGACUGAGCUAAAACAUUUCAUUCCAUUAAACUGCUGUUGUAGUUCUGAACCGACAGAAACAUGAAUAUUUGAUUAUGUGCAGACCUACUGAUGUUUGUAUUAUGUUUUAUACGUUACUUUGCACGUUUGAUGUAAACUGGUGUGAAGUGCUGACCCGGCGUCUGCUUGUUUCAUCAGCACGAUCAUUAAUAAAUGUUUUUCUUACAUCUU